GCCCCACAAAUUCCGUAGCCGUCGAAAUGACUAUUUAUCGUGAUAUCCUUUCAGGAUUGGAAGCACUGGGUGUGUAGUUGUGCGUCUGCAAACAAAAGGCAUGGUCGCGUUUCGCCAAGCAUUGCCCCGACCCGUUUCCCCGUUCGGUAGCAGCGUCUCGCGAAACCAUAGCAACUUUGAAGACAUUUAACUUCGACUGUCCAGCACUGGCAUGUCUCCUCAGCCUCGCAGAAGCUGUGACUUCAGUGGAUUGUAAGCUAGCCUCGUUCAGACACCACACUAUAUUCUUCAGCUCCUUGACGCGAACAUUUACGAGGUUUUUACGUUCUACCUUGUGCGAUGUCUCUACCAUCCGGAUUUUGUCGGGUGUGCCUGCGUCUUCUGGAAAAUCCUCACGCUCUGUCUUGUGGGCAUUUCUUUUGUGAACAUUGCUUGCCUCCGGUUACAAGCUUCGAUGGUCCGGUUCCAGGAAUCAGUUGUCCAAUUUGUGGGGUGAGGGCAAGUGGAAAUCCUCUGAAAAUCACCCUCGGUAUCUUCCGGAGUGAUGUGGAUCAGAGCGAAUAUUCCAACAGAGCGAGAGCUUUCCCUAAUGAAGACUCUCCGUCAACAGCGAAUUACCUGCGCCUCCCUUUGGCUAAUCAAGAGGAGAUGAAGACACGAUUACGCCAACUUAAAGAGGAUGUCCAAAUUUUGACGUUGAUGACCGAUAUGGAACACUCGGGUACCAAUACAGCGGCCCAGCUGCAGACAGCCCAAGAACAUCUUCGCGAAAUUGAAACUGGCGAAGGAUCGUCGUUCGACGAUGGCGAUUGAUAGUUGGACAAUGAUUCCCAACUGCUGGGAAUUUAUCUUGUCCAUCGUAUCAAACUGAACUGGACCUGAUUCUCGAAGAUAUAGGACAUUUGUGUUUGUUCUCGAUUCCCCCCGUU
Messenger RNA from Cantharellus anzutake, 929 nucleotides. RefSeq lists its product as uncharacterized. The record is from RefSeq and is a predicted model, not a curated record. Bases 340 to 813 code for a protein of 157 amino acids. NCBI's taxonomy places the organism in Eukaryota, Fungi, Basidiomycota, Agaricomycetes, Cantharellales, Hydnaceae. The transcript is spliced from 4 exons.